CUAUUAUUUUAGCAAGUUGAAUCUUUCUUCCAAGUUUCCGAAGUUAAUUUUCGAACGCCCUGUAUAAAGAAAAGAUAACAUUAAUUUAAUUCAAACACUAACCAAAGUUCGGGAAGGUGAUUAUUACGAUUAUUGAAUUUUCAUUAGAAAUUCGUCUCGUGGUCCGUAUUCUCCACAAAAAAUCAUACAAAUAUACACAUUGGGAGAAGGUGGAGGAAAAUUAAGGUUUUUCCUGAUAAAGUAAAAUUAUACUGAAAGAUGAAUUAAAUCCUACUCAAAAGUUAUAUAAAAACAGUUAUCCUUUCAUGCAUAAAUAGUUUUCCAGAAAAUAUCUCUUUUCUCAAACCAUGCAGUACACUGUAAUAGUGAAUCACGUCAUCGCGUCUAGACUGAGUGCAAGAUAUUGCGAUUUUCAAAUGGAUUUUUCCAAAUAUCUCGAGCAGCGUACGUGACAGACGAAAAUCGUAAAUACAAAAAUUGUAGCCCUUGAUACGGCCUAUAACAUUGAAUGAACGGAUUAGCUAUUCUUUUUACGAAUUUUGAUUUACUGUUAAUAAUUUACUCCCUACAAGAACAAUUUUCAGGGUCUAAAACUAAACUAAACUAAAACACCUUGUAUAUAAUCGAAAAAAUGCGUAAAACAAAAGCUAUAAUAGCGCCGGAUCUCCCACGUAUUACGGUUUUCAAAUUUCUCGGAUCGGAAGAAUGAUUUUGGAGGAAAGGAUGUUUUUCUGGAAGCCAAAAUAACCAAAAAAAAUUCAAAAAUAAAAAAAAAAAGUUGGUGUUAUUUUAUCGCUCCCAAUUUAAAGAGUCUAAAUGCUGAUCCGGACCUCUACUUCCCCCAAGUCUGAAGUCGGUAGCUGUAAAUUUGGUGCACAAAAGUUCUAGCUGUCUAUAUGGGCUAUAACGCCAUGUAAAAGAAACUGACAUCUAAACCACAGAUUUGAAAUUAUUGAUAAUUUUCAAUAAUAGGGUGACCCAUUUUUCAGUUUAUUCUUGAACAAUUGUCAAGAAUAAAAGUUAUGGAGCUGUAUCCGCUGCGUCUUCUGGCUCAAGAAUUUUUUUGGUCUUGUAAACAGUUUUUGAAAAACGGUCUUUUUUGUAGGCUCUUGCACACGCGAUUUUUAAUUUUUAAAAAAUACUUCCCCCACCUUCCCCUCCUUUUUAAAUAGGUUCCGUUCUCUGAAUAAAACUGCAUAUGUGUGACAAAUAUGAAGUCGAUUGCUUCAAAUUUCAGUGUUUCAGAGCAAUGUUCAAAAAAGUCGAAAAUCGCGAAAAAAAGAUGGAUGCCGAAGUCGGAUCGAGGCCAUUUCUUACAAACUUAUGUAUCUCUUAGAGGCUUAAAAAGGAGGAAAAUUGCAACUUUGUAGCUCCAACGGUUCGAAAGUUAUUCAGGAAAAACCAAAAGACGACAACGGAGAACGGACAGAUAAAAAAAAAAAUUUCCGACGCUGAUUAUUUCUGUACCAAUGGCGAUCCCAUAGGUCCUACUAUUACCGAGAUAUAAAUUUUUUAUACGAGCGUUGAUACAGAUAAGUAAAAAAAAAUUUUGGAAUUCCAAAUUUUUAUUUAUUUAUUUCUAAAAGAAAGGUUAGCAAUUGUAGAGCAACACGAAUUAAAACCAAUAAGAAAUAAUUUCAAAAUUCGGUAGAGGUGCCCAAAAAAAUCUCAGUAAAAUGUAAUAGAAAUUCUGUUCUUGAAGGAUCGUGAAUUAAUUACUAAAUAAGUGAAUACUACUAUCAACUUUGAAAAUAUUCUACUAUCUCAUGCAACGUGUAAGAGAGUUAGAAAAAUAAUUAUUUUUGAAAAAGGCUAUAGUUCACAGAAAAUUAUCAAAAAUAUAAAAUUCAAAUUCUCAUUAUAACUUCGUCUAUCGAAGCGAAAAUUAAGAGUGUUAAUGAAUUUUAUUUGGACAGGCUCGUAAUUAUGGUAUAUAGGACUCCAAACUGUUGACGAAUACUGCAGAACACUUCUUAUCAUACUGCAUUAUAAUGUAAUGGGUUCUUCACUGGGUCUCAGAAUAAAUCCAAAACUACGGAAUGUUUACCCAAUGAGAGUUGGGAUAUAUGGGACUCGUAAAUUUUAGAGUCCAGAAUGACCCCCAAAUCUUUAACACGUAUUAAUUGUAUAUUAUUUGAUUUUAGAUUCAUAUUUGGAUUUCUCGAGAGUUUCAGUUUAGAAAAGAUUAUGUAGUCACAUUCACCAACAUUUAAGUGGAGUGGAUUCAGAACCUAAUAUUCAGAAAAAUUUGGGUGUCCAGAAAACAAGUUCCUAGGUCAUAUACAAAUAAAAGAAAGAGCAGGAAACACAAGUGUAAACUCUGCUGAGCCCCAUAAGUCACAUCCAAGCAAGUCGAUUUUUUUCCAUUAACCCAUCUUGUCAAUAAUUUUUUAAAGGUCUACAAGACAUUUAAAAAAAUGGGUGAUGGACUUUGGAAAAGGCUUUGAAAAAGUCGGUAUAAGCAAGGCAGCUUUACUGGACGAAGGGGGCAAGUUUCGUCAGGAACUAUGGUGGUUGCACAUGGCGAAGGAAAAAUAAUAGCUCUAACAAAACAGACUCAAAAACUUUUCCGAAAUGACAUAUUAGAUAAAUUGGAAGGAAGGUUAAUCAAAAUAUUGCAAGUCAGUUAUUGCUAUGUGUCUGAAUUGUGACUUUUUUUUUUCGUGUAAUAUUAUAAUUAAUAUUAAUAUUAUAAUUAAAAAUCUGGGUCGUCAUUUUGUAUAGUUGGAAAAUUUAAGUAGUCAGUGAGAAGCGGAUUGAUAUCUUUUUUCAUAUGGUCCAUCGUCAGAUGUCAAAGGAACACACAUACACACGUUAAUCUAAGCACUCGUUUUUGUAAAUUGGCCGUAACUAAAAUUUUAUAAUGAAGCUCAUUACACUCAACAAUUUAACGAUUAUAAUAAUGACCGGUAGAGACUGCAAAGUAUAUAAGGGGAAUAUAUAUAGGAACGUCAUCCAAAGAUGAUUCUUUCGCCUUUUAUUGUUGGCUUGUCGGCGUUGGCCUUUAUCGCUGGAAAUGCAGGCGAAUCUGGUCCAUAUGUCCAUCUGCAACAUGCUCGAUCCAAGCUGUAUCUAUCAAAAGGUGCCACGAGAUUUGUCAAGUCUAAGGAUGAUGCCGGAACGUACGCUUAUACCAUGCAGUCUCUCUAUACCUUUGACGUUGGAAAGUGGGUAGAUAUAAAAGGAGGAUGCAGAGGAAAUAUUGCGAGACUCACACUGUUACCAAAAGGCAUUGAUUCUGAAAAAGUAUUCCAAUAUAAAGAUGACAUAUUUCUCGAAAUCAAAUGCACAUCAGGAAAGAAGGUGCUUGCUCCGGAUCCCAAAACAAAAGAAGCCGUUCUAGUAGUCAAGGAUCCUAAGAACCUAGACUAUUACAAAAUAAAUUUAGUUCCAAUUUAAACUUGGCAUGAAAUAUAUAUUACAAUUUCUG
Molecule: messenger RNA, 3430 nt
Organism: Cylas formicarius (sweet potato weevil)
Lineage: Eukaryota; Metazoa; Arthropoda; Insecta; Coleoptera; Brentidae
Exons: 3
Coding region: 2962-3399 (145 amino acids)
Source: RefSeq, a predicted model, not a curated record